Molecule: messenger RNA, 1143 nt
Organism: Penicillium cosmopolitanum
Lineage: Eukaryota; Fungi; Ascomycota; Eurotiomycetes; Eurotiales; Aspergillaceae
Product: class I SAM-dependent methyltransferase
Exons: 4
Coding region: 1-1143 (380 amino acids)
Molecular function (GO): methyltransferase activity
Source: RefSeq, a predicted model, not a curated record
AUGUCUCAGCCAAAUCCCAACGAGAGUAUUCAAGUUGAUACAAGUGACGAUGACUCUCUCUUCGACACACAAUCUCUCGUGGGCUCUGAUUUAUCCUUCGCUUCCUCAGUACGAGACUACUGCUAUGAAAAUGGCCGCCGCUACCACGCCUAUCGACAUGGCCAAUACCCUUUCCCAAACGACGAAGAGGAACAAGACCGACUAGCCCUGAUGCAUCAUCUCUUCAAACUUCUCAGCGGUGGCGAUCUUCAUCACCCUGAUAUUAGCUCUAGCUCCAGCUCCAGCUCCGGCUCAAUCUUAAAUUCCGACCUCAGCACCGGAGAUGAUAUAAACAUCAACAACAACAACAACAACAACACCACCACCACCACCACCAAUCCACCGCGACGAAUCCUCGACAUUGGCACCGGCACCGGCGACUGGGCCCUCGAAAUGGCCGAAGACCUCCCAGCAACCGACAUAAUCGGCACAGACCUAAGUCCCAUCCAACCAAACUGGGCCCCACCCAAUUGCCGCUUCUUCAUCGAUGACGCAGAGAGCGACUGGACAUUUACACCCAGCGAAGCCUUUGACUAUAUCCACGCGCGCAGUUUGGGCGGUGGAAUCGGCGACUGGCCGCGAUUAUUACGACAGGCAUUUACACACCUGAAGCCUGGCGGGUGGUUUGAGGCACAGGAGUUCGAGACGUGGGUCAUUUCUGAUGAUGGGUCACAUCUUCGGGCGACGGCUAUUACGGAUUGGCAAGAUCGAUUAAGUCAGGCGAGUAAACAGUUUGGGAAGCCUGUUAAUGUUGCGCCUAUGAUCUUUGAUUGGAUGACCGCUGAGGGAUUUGAGAAUGUUACGGAUGAUAUUUACAAGUGCCCGGUCGGCGGGUGGCCUAAGAAUCGCCGGCUCAAGGAAAUCGGUCGCGUGGGAAAAGCGACUAUCCUCGAAGUCGUCGAGCCGUAUACCCUUGCCCUCUUCACUCGCGUGUUGGGGUUCUCUUUCCAACAAGCGCAGGAGUAUAUGGAUCGAGUCCGCGCCGAGCUGGUGAGCAAUAAGUUUCACCUCUAUAUUCGGUUCCACUUUGUCUACGGACAGAAACCAUUCGAUGCGAAUUCGACUUCGACUUCGAAUGGGAAUGGGAAUGGCCAAGCCCCAUGA